AUGAAGAAGAUUUAUCGGAUUCCAACGAAGAGUCAAAUUCGAUGGAUCUUCAGACACCGUCAGGUAAAAGAAUCCUCAGAGAUCGACCGGUUAAACCAUCAACAAAAGUUAAAGAGAUGCAUUGACAAUCCGUAUCUCGAGGACGCAGGAAUCAAGGACGUGGGAAUCGAGGUGGAAGUGGUUAAGGGUCUUGUUAACAAGUCAAUCGAAGCGCGGAAGAUUUUGAUUGCAUUUGGUGGUGGCAGCAGACCCGUGACCAAGGCCCUGGACCAAGGCAGCGAGGAUGUCAUUGUCCAAAGGCAGCGACCUCAAGAGUCGAGAAUCACAUGGUUGAUCGCUUGCAAACUUGGCUCAUCGAAGCCAGCGGGAUACGGCGUCGGAGGUGGCGACGUCAAUGGUGGCGAGUGA
Messenger RNA from Microthlaspi erraticum, 408 nucleotides. The record is from the annotation of a GenBank genome assembly. Lineage: Eukaryota; Viridiplantae; Streptophyta; Magnoliopsida; Brassicales; Brassicaceae.